CGGCAGGGUUUCUGUUUCCCCGGCUUCUUUCCCUCGCUGCCCCGAUCCCCGGCACGAGAUGGCUCUGCCAGUCUCGCCGAAUCUGGCGGAGAAGCUGGUGUGCUCCAUCUGCCUGGAGCUCUUCACGGUGCCCGUCACCUUGCCCUGCGGCCACAACUUCUGCGAGCGGUGCAUCGGCGACCACAGGAGCAAGCAGGAGCAGGCGGCCGCCGGGGCCAAGCGGGGCUACCCGUGCCCCGAGUGCCGCUGGAGCUGCGAGCCCCAGCUGGAGCUGAAGAAGAACGUGACCCUGUGCAGCGUGGUGGAGCUGGCGCGGGCGGGCAAGGCGUGGGUGCAGCGGUGCGAGGUGGCCGACGGCGGGCUGUGCCCGCGGCACGGGCGCCCGCUGGAGCUGUACUGCGAGGAGGAGCAGCGGUGCAUCUGCUGCGUCUGCACCGUGCAGCAGUGCCAGCGGCACCGGCGGGCGCUCUUCGAGGACGAGCGCUCCAGGAAGCAGGCCCUUCUGGAAAAGUCCCUGAAAGAAGCCCAGGAGGAGUCGGAGAAGAUCGAGCGGGCGUUGCAGGAGCUGGAGGAGCGAACGCAGAGCAUCAAGGACUCCUCCGAGGGGCUCAGAUCAGUGAUCCUGAGCAAAUUCACCCACCUGGAGAAAGGCCUGGAGGCUUUCCGGUGUCAGAUGGUGGCCAAGGUCGAGCAAGAGCUGGUGGCGGCGCUGGGGCGGGUGGAGGAGGACUCCAGCACCCUGAAGGAUCACCUGGACACCCUCAGACAGCACCAGGAGCAGGCACGGCACCUGCUGGCCUGCACCGCGGACCACAGGACCUUCCUCGAGGAAUUCCCCCUGCUCCCGGCCUGGGAGAGCCUGGCGGUGCCGCCCCCGGUGCAGUUUGACGCGGCCGGUGUGGUGGAGCCCGUCAGCGAGAUCCUCGCCGGCAUCUCCCGGCUCCUGCUGGAGGAUUUGCCCAAUGCCGUGGCCCCCAAAGCCCCCGACCCCGUUGUCCCAGGCCCGGUGCAGCCCAAGGGGACAGAGAUGAAGGCGGCGACCCCUCUCCCCAAGUGCCAGAUCCGAGCUGAGCUUCUGAAGGACCACCGCAACCUCACCUUCGAUCCCGACACGGCCAACAAGUACCUGGAGCUGUCGAAGGGCCACCGGCGAGCCAAGCACGGCACCGGCGCCGCGGGCGGGUGGCAGGAGCGGGGCAGCCCCUUCGAGCCCUGGCAGGUGCUGUGCGUGCAGGGCUACAGGCAGGGCUGCCACUACUGGGAGGUGACCAUCUCCAGCCACUCCGUCAUCCUGGGGGUGACAUACCGCAGCCUCCCCCGGCAGCAGCUGCCGGGUCACAAGUUCAGUAUCGGGCUGGACGGGGGCUCAUGGGGGCUGCAGGUGCGGGAGGACAGCUACCUGGCCUGGCACAAGGGCCGGGAGGAGAAAAUCCAGCAGCGGCUCUACGCCGAGCUGGGGGUCCGCCUGGAUUACGGCCGGGGGCUGCUUUCCUUCUACGGGCUCGGGGAGGAGACGCAGCUCAUCCACUGCUUCCACGCCGUCUUCACCGAGCCGCUCUACCCCGUCUUCUGGCUGUGCGAGGGCCGCACCAUCACGCUGGGCCACAGGGACUGAGCCCCAGCCGGACCCCUGAGCACCGUACCUGGGGCAGGAUGGGGUACGGUGACUUUAAUGAGAGCCCGAGAGGCCAGGCAUCCAAAUCAGCCCCGAUUUGCAUAUGCAAAUAGCCCAAUGGUGACACAUGAGAGGGAGAAGGUGCACUGGUAGCGGUGAUGCCCUUGCAGCGGGAUGAAGGCCCGGCUCGCUGUGCAGGGGUGCAAGGCCGUGCUCCUCCUCUUCUUACCCUCCUGGCAAAAGCCCCCAGGCCUGGAGAUUUGGGGUGGGGGGACCCAGGUGCUGCAGGCAAGCUGGUGCAGGUCCCCAGCCCUCCCUAUGUCCCUUUGCUGCUCUCGGAGGUGAUAGAGCCACUUUUUGGGGCACUAUGCUGCAGCUGCUCUUUGUAAGACGCCGCUUUCCCCAAUAAAGUGCUGGUUUUCUA
Molecule: messenger RNA, 2039 nt
Organism: Cygnus atratus (black swan)
Lineage: Eukaryota; Metazoa; Chordata; Aves; Anseriformes; Anatidae
Gene: TRIM65
Product: tripartite motif containing 65
Exons: 6
Coding region: 59-1615 (518 amino acids)
Biological process (GO): positive regulation of autophagy
Molecular function (GO): protein binding; zinc ion binding
Source: RefSeq, a predicted model, not a curated record